ACAGUUGGCUAGAAUACCUAGCUGCACCUUCUGACGGUCAAAUGGAACCCGACACGAUGGGGCCACAACCGAUCAUGGGCGAAGCGGGAGAGGAGUACAGGGCAUCGCCCGAUCGAGCACUGAGGGAUCUGAAGGAACGAAUUAGGCAAAAAGCACCGCUGAGAUGGGGCGACCAAACCAAUGACGGAGGACCCGACAUGAGAGGCGAACCCGCUGCGACAGAGCUGCAGGAGGCUCUAAAGACGGGUACCUCGAGCGGACGACGAGAAGCGACGAGACGACGCUCCCCCGAGUACGAGCAGAGGAGGGACACCAUAGCAGACAGGUACAGAGACGACUGGAGAGAGAAUUUGAGGGAUUCCUACUGGAGGGAUAGAGAUAGAGACAGGGCGCCGCCUAGGCGGGUCUUCGACCCCCAGACAGGGGUGUCACAUCCGCUCCCUUACGAGAGCAAGGACCGGUAUAUUAUUACGCACAAGGUCUCAGAGCCUCCUGCCUUCAGGGGUUAUGGUAUCACAGAAUAUCUCGAGAAGUGGGAAUUUCACGCCAGCCGGAGUCAGUGGUCGGAGGAAGAGAUUAUAGAGAACUUCCUAUUUAAUGUGGACCCAAGUCUCGGUAGGGAAGUUAAGGAAGCUCGACCGAAGGAUGGCAAAUGGACUACGUACAAGAAGAACCUCGUUGAGCUUUACAAAUUGGAGGAUAACAAGUAUUCCAUCAAGGACCUUGAAACAAUGACUCAAGAUGAAGAUGAGAGCGUACGGGCAUUUGGGAUGCGUUUCCAAAAGAUCUCCGACGUGCUGAUGAAGAAGGGRAAGAUCUCAGAGGUCGAGCGGUCGCGCGGACGGUUUGAGCGCGGGGGAGAUGCGAGAGAGCAGCGUGACGAGUUGCGGGGAUGGUACAACCGAGGGAAUCGCCGGGAUGAUUUGCAAGGGCGAUAUGACCAAGGAGGGUCUGAUGGAGACCGGCGCAACGACUCGCGCAGUUGGAAUGAAAGAGGUGGAUAUGGUGUCUCAUCAGAACCAUAUCCAAAGUCGCCUGACCCCAACGAGGCCAGGAAUUCGAUGUCUAGAGGCGCAGACGACAGGGCGUCUACUCCCAGGAACUCAUGCGUCUAUUAUAGAGGAGAAGAUCAUAUCAAGAGGGAUUGCCCGGACCUCAAACGGGCAAUAGAAGAGGGACUUGUCGUGCUUGACGACCGCAAGUACGUCAAGUGGGCAGAUGAUCUCGGAGAUGUAUCGAUGUUCCUUUCGAUGAAGGAGAAUGUCGAAGCAAGGAGAAUAAAGACGAGUAAAGGAAUGGAGCCGGUCAGGAGCCAGAGCAUCAAGAUAACCUUUGAGGGGGACAUGGCGACUACAACCAUAAGGGUGGCAGCCACCAAGUCGGCGAGAGGGUCUACAUCAAAGAGAACUGACAUGGAUUGCGUGAUGGCGGAGAAGGACGGACAGCGGGUCGAUGGAGAGGAGGUUAUCCUUUUGCCGCGAAAGCGGGGAGUCAAGAAGUUCUUAAUGAAGAGUUCGCUAGACGAGGUUGACACGGUCGAGCCACUGAGGCGGGUCCUUCGGCAACCCAUGCAGUGCUCUAUUCUGGAGUACCUGGCGGCAUCGUAGCCAGCUCGUGAUGAGUUACAGCUGA
Messenger RNA from Chara braunii, 1632 nucleotides. Lineage: Eukaryota; Viridiplantae; Streptophyta; Charophyceae; Charales; Characeae. The record is from the annotation of a GenBank genome assembly.